This is a messenger RNA of Setaria italica (foxtail millet), 1748 nucleotides long. RefSeq names its product STOREKEEPER protein. Gene Ontology annotation, biological process: regulation of DNA-templated transcription. The transcript has a single exon. The record is from RefSeq and is a predicted model, not a curated record. Gene Ontology annotation, cellular component: nucleus. The coding region runs from base 145 to 1476 and encodes 443 amino acids. Lineage: Eukaryota; Viridiplantae; Streptophyta; Magnoliopsida; Poales; Poaceae.
ACCAACCCAAAGAGUCGCCGGCCCAAGCAGAGAGCAUCGCGAUUCACACCAGCGCGAGGAGAGGAAGAGGAGCCGCAGCCGCAGCCGCCGAACCACCCCGAACCGCGGAGGCCCGCUGCCCCGCCCGCCGCCCCCCGCGCCCGCAUGGCACCGAAGCGCCCCGCCGCGGCGCCGUCGGGGUCCGCGUCCGAGGCCUCCGACGCGGAGGCGGACGCGCCCCUGCACCACCCGUCCUCCCCGUCGCCGUCCAAGACGCCGCCGCCGCCCAACCCUAACCCUAAGUCGUCCGCCGCCGCCGCCGCUGCCAUGGCGGCAGAGGACUCAGCCGCGGCCGGAUCCGACUCCGGGGCCGCCUACGACUCCGACGCGGACCAUCGCCCCGCGCUCCGGAAGGAGGGCGCCGCGGCGUCGCCGUCGCGCAGGCCCAGGAGCCCCAGGCCGCCCUCCCGCUCCCGCUCCCCGGACGCCGCCUCCGAAUCCGACGGCGCGGCCUCCGACGCCGACCCUGCCGCCGGCGACGGCGCCGACUCCGCCGACGACGGCAACGCCUCACCGCUCCCGGCCCCGCGCCCGCCCCGCGGGGAGGCCGCCGCCAUCAAGCCCCUCAGCUCGCGCCCCAUGGACCCGCCACGCCACUCCAUGGUCCCCUCCUUCACGGAGCCGCGCCGCAAGCGCCCCCGCAGCGUCGCCGUCCCGUCCUCCGUGGAGCAGCUCAAGAGGCCGUCGCGGCUCUGGAGCCCCGCCGACGAGCUCGUCAUCCUUCGCGGCCUGGCCGCGUGCCGAGCCAAGCGUGGCGUUCUCCCCGGAUCCAUGCAUGACAUUGCUAAGUUCCACGGCCACAUCGAGAGCGAGCUCAGUGUUCAGGUAACCGUGACGCAGGUCAGUGACAAGGUACGGCGUCUCAAACAGAAGUACAACCUUUUUGCAUCCCGUGCCAAGAAUGGGAGGGAUCCAGACUUGCCCACCCCGCAUGACCAGAGUGUCUAUGAGCUUGGUAAGAGGGUUUGGGGGACAACUGAUAUUGCUGGUGGAGGAAGUACUGCUGGUGAUGGGUAUGAGAUUAGUGGUGGUGGUGGUGAGAGCGAAGAGGAACGUGAGAUUGGAGAGAGUGAUGAGGAUGAGGAUAGUGGAAGGGAUGACCGUGCCCGAAAGAACAGGAGGUUGAGGCCAAUCACUAUGGCAAAUGGAAAUGUGGCAGGUUUUGGGGCUGUGAAUGUGAAUAGCAGAGGGAAAUUUGAUUUUGAGAAGGGAAAGGAUGCGUAUCCAUACCUUUGGGAGACUGUUGAGGAUCUGUCAAAGGAGCACCCGCAUGGGGUGGCAUUCAAGAAGGCCUUUGAGUUGAUUGAAGGUCCCAAAGCUCGUGGGAUGGAGGAAAAGCUGCGGAAGUUCAGGUUGACAGAGAUCAGACACCAGCUGCGCCGGAUGGAACUGAUGAAGGAGACAGUGAAGAUGGUGCUUGAUGCAUUGGAGGGUUGACUAAGGAGUAAUGGGUGAUCUUUGGUGGGUGAGUAGUGCACUGUUAAAAGGAGCAAUCGGUAUCUUCUUUUGUUUCUAGAUAGAGUUUCUGUGGAUGAAUUACUUAACUUUUGUGGUCAAGGUGCACUUGCCUCAGUGAGAAUCUAGUUGCAGAGCAAGGAGUAAUACUGCUCUUCUUGUUCUUGGUGGAUCUUGUAUUUUGUGUCGCUUAGGUGCUAACUUACGCGUUAUAUGGUAUACAAUUUCUGUUUUUAGUUAAGUUUGGUACUUCA